ACUCCGCCAUUUUGCAUUUUCGUUAAACGAAAGCCUGUGAAAAACUGACUGCCUGGUGUUGUCUGUUUUGUGUACGUCCCGAAUGUUGGUGUGUGUAACCGCGUUACGGGCGAAAAUCACCCAAUAUUGUGUGAUUGUCCGACGUGCUUCACAAAAAUAGAUUCCAUAGUUGCUGAAUUUUUAUGGAAUUGAAUCGCGCCUUGAAAUUCGACGGAGGAGGUAGAGAGAGUGGCGCCAUUGACAAAUGUCGAAGUUGAAAUGGAGGCGUCGUCCAUCAUCACCCAGGUUACCCGUGAAGAGGAUCAGAUAACCAGCUUUGCCCAAGAAAAAGUUAUUGUAAAAACAGUCAGUGGUUCUAGCAGCACCACUGGUAGCGUUAAAAAAUCGGCUAGAGGUUUCCUGAGGUCCUUGUUCUGUUGCUUGGGGAGGCGAGGCAGCUCUGAUCAAAGCAACAAAUCAUCUAAUAAUGGUGGCAACUUAGUUAUUAAUGGAGGAGGAGCAGGUAACGGAGGUGGUUUUGACACUGACAGUGGAGAAGAAAAUGGACGUUGCUCACCUUUGUUACAGCAAGCUUCAGCAAAGUAUCUUUUGCCUGUGCCUCACUAUCAGGAUAGUCAAAGAAAGUGCAUGGUGAUAGAUCUGGACGAAACGUUGGUCCACAGCUCCUUCAAGCCCAUAAGCAAUGCGGAUUUUAUCGUUCCCGUGGAGAUUGAUGGUACAGUCCACCAAGUGUAUGUGCUCAAACGGCCACACGUAGAUGAAUUCCUGCGCAAAAUGGGCGAGCUCUAUGAAUGCGUGUUGUUUACGGCCAGCUUGGCUAAAUAUGCUGAUCCUGUAGCUGACCUAUUGGAUCAGUGGGGCGUCUUCCGAUCGCGCCUCUUCCGGGAAUCAUGCGUCUUCCAUCGAGGGAACUACGUAAAAGAUUUGAGCCGACUUGGAAGGGAACUCCAAAAAGUUGUUAUCAUAGACAAUUCGCCUGCUUCUUAUAUCUUCCAUCCUGACAAUGCCGUACCAGUCGCUUCAUGGUUUGAUGAUAUGUCUGACUCGGAACUAUUGGACUUGAUCCCCUUUUUUGAGCGACUCAGCCAGGUUGACAAUGUCUACACAGUUUUGCGUAAUUCGAAUCACGCUGCACUGACCAACCGUAGCGAUUCGCUCAAUCCCAACGUCGAUUUGAACUCGAUCCCAAUCAAUGUGCCCUAACCCAUCUCCUUCUCGUAAGACGGACGAUCCAUCCAAUAUUGUGAGUGAUUUUAAUCUCGUCGCGAGCCUUCGGUGUGGCCUUUUGUCUUGUUUUUUUUUUUCUCCCAAGCAGCUAAAUGACUUAAAAAGAAGAAGUAAAGUUUUUGUCGACUCGUGUUUCACACAAGUGCAUGUUAACGGACCACACCAAUUGGCCAAAAAUUUAAAUCAAGUUAUCCCCAUUACUUUUUUGUGAGACGGUUGUGCGUUAUUUGUGAGCGUAAUUUCCAUCGUCCACUGAGUGGUUGUUUCACGUACGAGAAAAGUGCCUGCCUCUUUCAUCAUUCAUUAUCUAUCCGCCCGUCAACCCGCGUUGGAAACGACAAGAUUUUGCUGCGACACACGUCUAGCUUUACAUAGACAAGGGGAUAGUAAACAACAAAAUUAAAAUAACCACCUGACCAUCGUUUCAAUGACCUUUGAUAUCUACUUUUUUUUCCUGAAAAAAAAAAUAAUAAUUUGAUUGGUUGUAUUUUGUAGAUAACUUUUGAAUCUACAGCUGCACUAUUCGCUGUAAAUAAGAAAAACUCCCACUUUAGAUUUUCGAUCUAUAUUGGAUUGGUUGCGUUGGAUAAUUCUUUUUGGGGUCAAGUGCCUUGUUUUUUUCAUCAUGUUUUUUUUUCUUAAAAAUAAUUAAAUUGUUCUUCCCGUGAGGAAAAAUUAUCCAUCGCUCCGAUCACUAACUCGUGUUCAGAAAUCCAUUCUUGUAACAUUGGAAAAUCGUGUUCCGUUUUCUUUUCUAGGUGUCCUUCCUCAUUGAUUUCUAAUUCCUUAACUCAGACCCGUUAUCAUUUUUUUCGCCUUUCUUGCUCACCUAUUCCCUACACACCUUGGACUUGGAUUAAAUCUGUAGAGACGUAAUCCAAAGUUCGAUGGAUGUUUAUUAAAAAGAAAACAAACGAGGUCUGUCUCGUGAGUUUGGUUUUCCCCGCGCCCUUUCACUCUUCACUUAUUUCAUCCGCCGGUGUUGAUUCCUUGAAAAGUUUAUUAUUUCUAUAAUUUCUCGCUAAUGUUUUAUAACCAUUUUUUACGCUUGUGGUUACAUCCACCAUUCACGCCAGCUAAACCUAAAACAUCAAUAUUACUUUAAAGUGUUAUGUCAUUCAUUUUUCUGUUCCCCCCCUCUCCGCCUUGACUUUUGUUACCGUUGGUUUGUUUGUUUCUUUGUGUCUUCUUCGCCGUUUCUGUUGAUUGGAGCAUCCGUAUCACUUUUUCCACGCCAAGGAUAAUGUCGUUUUAAACGAUCCUUUGUCCUUUGCCCCUCAUCUCAGCCGCAAGUGCCUCUUCCCGUUUGCGCAUUUAAUCCUUUAAAGGUGUGUGGGCCAGAAAUGGUCUUUCAAAAGCAUCACUCUUGAAAAAAUCGGCAAAAGAGAUUAAACCGCAUCAAAUAAAACAACAAACCGGUGUGCCAUAUACAAUCCCAAUAUAAGAUCUUAAACAAAAGAAGAAAAAAAAAACUGUCUGGCGGUGGAGAAUUUAAGAGCAGUGAAUUUUCACCUGCGCCUAUCAUCCAUAUUUUUAAAAAUUUACAACAAUGGACUCGCUGCCCCAUCCACCACCCUCUCUCUCAACACCCAAUCCAUGUAUUACGUUAUUAGAUUAGCACCCGCGAUUUCUCAUCAUCACCGGCUUCUUUUUUCUAUCUUUUUGUGCUCAAGACGACGCAAUACAUAUUGAUUGAGCCGAUUGAUGAUUGGUUAACAGAAAAGUUUUACCUUGACGUCGUCAGCAUAUCAGGCACUCGCAUUAGUUUGAAAAAGGAAGAAUGUAGUGGGCACCGGGUUUAGGUAGAGGUGAGGGGUGUGUUUUCUUUUUUUCCAAGGCUGAGAAAGAUCCUGGGCGACGAUCAUUAAUUAGAAAUCGUGAACCUGUCGAUAGAAAGUUGAACCUGGCCUUACUUCUUUCAUAUGUGCGCGCGAGUGUGUGUGUGUGUGUGAUGGAUACCUUAUUAUAAAUUAAUCAUCUGCUCUGUAGCCACGAAAUAUACAAAGAUAUACUCAUUA
Molecule: messenger RNA, 3245 nt
Organism: Daphnia pulex (common water flea)
Lineage: Eukaryota; Metazoa; Arthropoda; Branchiopoda; Diplostraca; Daphniidae
Product: carboxy-terminal domain RNA polymerase II polypeptide A small phosphatase 1-like
Exons: 6
Coding region: 259-1203 (314 amino acids)
Molecular function (GO): RNA polymerase II CTD heptapeptide repeat phosphatase activity
Source: RefSeq, a predicted model, not a curated record